CCCACAAUGCCCCGCGCGCAACCAAGAUGGAAGAACCCAGCAGCUGCGGGAGAACAAUGUUUUGCCUCUAGAUUUUUUGGGGAAAAACGGAGCGCCGAGACCAAAAGACGCUGGCCCCGAGGAGCAGCUUGAGGUGGCCAGGAGCCGCAUGACACUGACUGGCACACCGUAGUUUUCCCCUCCUGCCCGCCAGCAUGAGCAUCAUUCAAGACAAGUUAGGCAACGACUUCCUACGGCCAAAUGGAGGCAUGGACGCCAACUUUGGCGCCGGCAUGAUCAUGUUCAGCCACCUUCCGCCCGUCACCAGCUUCACCCGGCUGCAUUCCGUCGGGCCCCAGGAGAUGAUCUUGAAGAAGGAGCGGGACUCGCCCGACUGCAGCGGUGUUGGCGGUGUGCCGGGAGCGGGUGACUACGUCCACGCCCUGGGUAUCAAGCAGGAGAAGAUGUCUGAGCACGAUUACCGCCUGCCGCUGUACCCUGGGGGACUGGCCAAGAGCAACGAACUACUGGAGGUCACUGUCAGUAACAACCAGAGCCUGCUGGUGCAUGAAGUCAACAUGGCCAAUCAGCUGCCGAGUCAGUUAGGAAAGGAGCCCGCUGGGAGGAAAGGUCGCAGGUCAAAUGGUGACGGACAAGAGGGCCGACCAAGGAAGAAGCGGAGUGAAGCAAAGUCCAUGAUGAUGGAUGGCGAUGCGGGCAGCAUGUCACCGGACAAUAAACCUCACAUCUGCGAGCACUGCAGCGCUGCUUUCAGAAGCUCUUAUCACCUGCGCAGACACGUCCUCAUUCAUACUGGUGAGCGGCCGUUCAGAUGCAGUCAGUGUAACAUGAGCUUCAUUCAGAAGUAUCUCUUACAGCGACAUGAGAAAAUCCAUAGUGGAGAGAAGCCUUUCAGUUGCGACCAGUGCAACAUGCGCUUCAUUCAGAAGUACCAUAUGGAGCGACACAAGCGCACGCACAGUGGAGAGAAGCCCUACAGAUGUGAAAACUGCCAACAAUUUUUUUCCAGGACGGACCGACUGCUUAAGCACAAGCGGACGUGUGGAGACGCCUUGAGGAAAGUUCUUGAUCCCAGCUUGCUUGACAUGGCUUGCACGGACAUGGGCAGCUACGGAAUCACUCAGGGAAAUGUGGCGUCGGGAAGUGGGAGGAAAAAAGGCAGGUCAAAAAAUCCUGGAGAAGGAGUGGCCCGAAAAAAAAAGAAGGGGGAUGGCGGUUUGAGAGUACCUCACAUUUCUGCCUCUGUUAGUGGAGCCUACAGUGUCCACGAAUACUCUCUGGAGAAUCAAACUGUGUCCUCGUCCACAGAACCAGGUCCCAGUAUGCAACACCAUGGGCGCGCCCCCAAGGUGGCGCUGAAAAAAGCUCAUAGGAAAGGUCUGGAAAAAGGUUCUAAAGAGGAAUCGAUGCAGCACAAUGUUGAUCCAGGCCUCCUGCAAACAAACGGCGAAAGGUUGGCCAACAACUACGACGAUGCUAUGCAGUUCCUGAAAAAGCGGCGCUACCUCCAUAACGUCACAUCCUCAACAGGGAGUGGGGGCGCCGAGUACGACUUGUUGUCCCCGCACCCGUCAGUCAUCCAAAUGACUGAUGCUGACUCGAGUCUGGACAAGUCUGGCAUCCCCGAUGAGGUGCUGCAGAGCCUGUUGGAGCACUACUCCCACAAGCCCGACGCCUCACAGCACCACGAAAUCCAUUUUGAUCUGGGCGACCAGCACGUGGAAGAGCUACAGCCCGCCUCGGCCCAAGAUCUCGACGCUGGCGCCAGUCCGCCCGAAGACAAAGGCCUCAUGAUGAACGAGUACUCGCGCUUCCUUCUGCAAGCUCUGGAGCGCACCAGCCAUAGCGCAGGCUUCCCCCUCGGCGCCCCGUCUUCCGGACCCUUCCUCUAUUCAGAGUGCGGCUUCGGGCCAUCGGGGGCGGCCGACUCAUCGCCUCAGCAUGCCUUCCACCUCCUGGACUCUGCUCAGCACCACCAGCUGACUCCUUCGCAGGAGCUCAACGCCUCCGCCACACCGCCGUCAUCUUACCAGAUGAGCCCGGCGGACCCCGGCUGCCACAAAGAGGCGCCGCCCGCCAAGAACGGCACCACCGCCAUAUUCCCGCUGGCCCCCUCCAAAGUAGCACCCUACCAGAUAGAAAACUUUGCACAGGCUUUCGGCUCACAGUUCAAGUCCGAAGAGCGGAUAAGGACGCCCGUGUCCGAUUACUCAGGGUACAGCAGCUUGCUGGCCGACAUCGGCGAGCCGGCGAGCUCCGUCUCCAAAACGGCAACCAGCCAAAGCUACAGAUGAGACCACGCCUCAAAGUAGAAACCUAUUUUAUUUUUUAAUUAUUAUUUUUUUAAUUAUUCUAAUACCGUGUUCGUGCCCUCUCCCCUCUUUCCCACCAAUUUCCUAUAAAUGUUUUUUAUUUUUAUUUAUGGAAUACAACCGUGACAGUGCUUUUUAAGUAAGUGUAGUAUUAUUUUUAUGAUUAUAUUAAUAUGAAUAGUAUCCACCAGCCGGCUGACUUAGUUUGAAAUAAUAACGGUGGCAGGGGAAUAACAGCCCAGGAUUGAAAAUGCAAAAAAAAAAAAAAAAAAAAAAGAAACAAAAGACAAAGUAUUACUCAGGAAACCGAAAGUUGCUGACAUGCUGAAUGAGUGUGAACACUGAAAACACUUUCUCCUUGGCAAUAUAGAGAUUAUGCUGUCUUUUCUUGGCCAUACUUAUAUAUGAGCUGUCGAUAUAUAUUUAUAAAAAUAUAUAUAUAUUAUGAUACAGAUUUAAUCACGGUGGCCAUCAAGGAAGAACGAGGGUAUUUUUUGAGGGUGUAAUAAAUGUUCUUGGUAUUGUUUUUUUAAGAACUAAAGUGAUGUUGGGGUUUUUCUUUGACCAGUAGAGGUUGCUAUUGGACAGCAAUGGAAAAAGCCUUGUACUCUUUUAAUACAUGCCCGCCUCUUCCUCUUCAUUUCCCCUCUACCAAGCAGUAUUAGGGCCACACGUAUCACAACAAAAUGAUAGAGACAAUACUAUCAUCAGAAUUCAUUUAUUUAAAAAAAAAAAAAAGAUCAGGUAUUUGGGUCUACUUUUCCUCAUAAUUGUGUUUAUUCUUGUAAAAUCUCUCCUUUUGCUCCAAAUUCUUCAGUUAUUCUCACCACACCGUCGUUUAAAUAAAACUACAUUUUCACACAUAUUUUUUACUCAUCUUAACCUUGUACAUUUGUGACCUUUUUCUAAUUUGCAAAUUUGUGCAUUCUUAGGAAAAAUCACAUCAAUCUCAACUAUUAAUGUCAAUUUGCAACUUUCCAUUGCAACUGCUAUCAAUAUUGGUUGAAAUUGAGAAGUUUCUCAAAUUGUCCCCACUUUUCUUCAAACUUACAACUUGUUAAUCACAUUCUUUUUAUAUUAUUUUUUUUAAACAGUUCUAAUUACUUUGUCAACUUUGAGACAUUUUCUUGAAGUAGUAAUACUACUUUUGGUAGUGUGGCCCUCAUACCCUGGUUGUCUUACAAGAAAUCCAAAAAGCACUUUGAGCCGUUUAGCAUUAAGUCAAACCUUUUCGUUAUGGACAUUUUGAUCAAUGAUUUGGUUCGAUAUUUGGGAGGGUUUGGACGUGUUUAUUUUUUCCUCUCAUUGUGUGGAAGGGUUUAGGUCGGGGUGGUUUGGGGUGAAACUUAAUUGGGAUAAUGUAAAUGUCUUUGCGACUCUAAUGUGUUUUAGUUAGUCCGUUUACUCUGCUGAUGAUUUGGUGUUUGUAAUCCAGUCACGCUACCAGGCAGCCCUGCUCUCAAAUGAAAAUUAAAAAAAAAAAAAAAAAAAAAAAAUUUGUAUACAUUUUAGAUUUGUCCUGGUAGAUAAAUUGGCUUGCUUAGUAAAUAUUAGGCAUCCAUUCUUCGUAUUUAUACUUAAAAAAAUUUUUUGGGGGUUAAUUGUAAAGUCUUCCAUUGAUGACUUCAGCUGAGAAUUUGCCUCAUAUACCUCAUAUCUUUAUUAAAUAUCUCUAGAGAUGGGAUUGUACAUCUCUUAUUGUUUACAAGCCUUCAUUUUAACACUACUUUUGAAAAUAAGUGGCCCUUUUUGAGUGUUUAUUUUACAACCAUCAAAUGUCAUAACUGAUUAUGUCACCCAUGUUUUUGUUAUUUUUAAUUUAAGGUUCUUGUGACUCCCUUCACUAAAACUUGGCCUGUCCAAUGAAUUUAAAAAUGAACAGGGAGACAACAAUAAAAUCUGUCAUGAACAAAAUUCGUCAUUUGUUUUCCUUAAGAAGCUUUAAUUAUACUUGGCUUUGGUCCCCACCAUCCCAAAAUGACAGCUGUGACUCAGCCUUUCAUAUGAAGUGGUUUGAUUUUUACCACUGGCAAACUCAACAGAUGUGUUUACUCGUCACACUGCAAUGCAAUGGUACAAAAAACAUUUGAUAGAAUGAAAACCAUUUAGGAGCGUUUCAUCAACAUCUUUACAUGAAAUAUCCAAAAAUUGAAGCUCAAAAAGGAGCUCUUUUAAUAUGACCACUAUGGAACUGAGUUACACAUUAUGUACUUAAAACGGUACAUGACACAAGGAGCUUGUGAAUUUGCAGGCUGCGACCUUUUGUUCCUUUUCUUGCUCAGAAAUCUUGUCACAGUGAAGGCAAACAUCUUAAGGUUCGACCUAAAGUUCAAGUAUUUAAAAAAAAAAAAAAAAAAACAUUUCGCUGACUUUUGCCUUACCUACAGGCAACAAACAAUUUUUGUUGCCUUGGUGACUGGCAUUGAAAAAACGUGAAUUUUUGCUGUCCAGUUUUGUAACUUUUUUUUUUGUAAUCAUCCCAAACAAAAAAGAUGAAGCAUAAACAUCCAAACCAGAACUUAGUGAGCACUCAUUGGGAUUCCAAACAAAGUGCUAUUAACUGACUUCUUUAAAUUCGGAAGGGGAAGUGGUCAGUCUGUAUGUACUACCUGUACUGACAUGUUUUCAGGCAUGUUUCAGAAGGGAGAACUAACUGACAUUAGAUGACAGGUGAUUAUUGCUGUAUUUUCGCUUAACUUCAAAUUGUUUUAAGUGAGUCAACAAUGAUCAGCACAAUAUGUAAUGGUGACAUUUAAUAAAUUUUUCAUGGUGAAAUCUUUGCAAACAACAGUUAAAAAGACAUUUAUGACAUCUCUGUAUAAACACCUCUUAAACAGCUUUUAUGUUAUUGCUAUCACUUUCCUAUACAGUAUUACAAAAUAUCUGGUGAUAUGUACAUUGCCUGUUUAUGCUCGUGUAUAGCAUGAAGUAAUUUGUGACUUCUAUGUUUGUUCUGAAGAACAAUGUGACUUAUGAUCACCACCCUCGUUAUUAUCAUGGCGUGUAAAUUAAAAAGUCAAAUUUAGUGUUGCAUUACCAGGAAAUCAUUAAAAUUGAUGAAGUAAGAAUUCCCAAAAAUGUGUUGGAGAAAAAAAAAAAAAUUUUUUUUUAAAUAGCACUUUGAUGUCAUGUUUCCCAACUGGACAGACCUAAGAUUAAUUAGAUAGUUUCAUUAACUAUGGCCACAAACAGGUAAAACCACAAACAAAAUGUAUUUUUGGAAUAUGUUGUAGUUGUUAGCUUUUGCAUAGCUACCACCAAAUAGAAAAGGGCAAAUGAGGGAUGUAGAAUACGAAAGGUGUUUUGUCAUGGAUUAUUCUGAGUACGACUCUAAAUAUUUUAUUUUCACUCACAGAGUCAGUGCAAGGUCUGACAAUCUGAUCAUGACACACACUGAACAAAGAUCACAGUUGCCGUGAAUCCCUGUACUUCAACAAUCACAAAAUUCAAGAGAGUGAAGCUCUGACCAUCUGAUCAAUUAAACAACAUUGAUUAAAGCUCCAAACACAGAGACCCAAGGGCGUAGUUUUGGUCUCAAUAUUAGUAGGGACAAUAUAACAGCAUAACCUGCAUGUACGCUUUUUGCUGGGGACGGGACAUUAAUAAGACAAUUGGGUGAACGGGGGUCAGGGCUACAUUUUUCAUGACUAAUAGGCUAAAUGAUCAAUGCAAAAUAAAUCUGUGCUGACUUAUACUAACUUUCAUAUUUAUUGGUUGUAUUGUAUUGAUUCAAACCUUUGUUUUCAAAAACUAAAGAAAAAAAAAAUUGCAAAUUUCCAGAAUAAAUGUCUGGGAUUUUAUCAGCAAAUUUAAAUUGCAGGAUUUGAACAUAAAUUAUAUUAACAUACACAAUAAAUACAUACUUGUUAAUCAUCUCUUAACUAGCCAGGAAUAAACAGUUGUCCUAAGACCUCAUAAAUAAAAUAAAAAUGAAAAUUAGGGAGAAGUGGGUAAACCUCUGUUCACUACAUUUCUCACAAUUUAACGUUAACAGUAGAAAACACAUACUGGAGGACAUUUCUCUAAGCAGCUUUCUGCUCGAGUUUGCAGGUUAUCAAAUUCACACAGUUUAAUGUUAUACUAACGCUGAUGCAGGUGGGACUUUCAGUAGCAAAAUUAGUGGUGUGUUCCCCACUUCCACAACAUUGAAGUCUUUUUACAUUACUUACAGUGGCUGCUGCUGGCCAGAAAAUACUUCUAAUAUCACUCCCCUUCGAAGGGGGUGGAGGAGGGAGCAUGUUGUUGAGAUGUUGUACUUCUGUCGGGGCUGUGAGUACGUGUGUUUGUCAGGGUGAGAGGGUAUUCAUGUCAUCUGACAAGCAUGCAUUUGAGGGGAAAAAUGGACAGGCACAUUCAGCAAGUGAAAAGGGGUAAAUGUAAGUUUGAACAUAAUGAAAAUAAUUCACUUAAUAAUGGUAGGUUCAUUUCUAUCCUUACAACAUAUGGGAACACUAUCUAAAUUUCUAAUAUAAAUGAAGUCAUUAUUUAAUGCCAAUAAGGUUGCUUAAAAGUUGGUGGGGUCAAUUCGAGCGUCCUGAAAAGUUGGUAGUGUUAUGUCCCUACCGUCCCUAUGUAAACCUACGCCCUUGCAGAGACCACUGAUGUUGUGAA
Corythoichthys intestinalis (scribbled pipefish) is the source of this 6923-nucleotide messenger RNA. RefSeq names its product zinc finger protein 281-like. The transcript has 7 exons. NCBI's taxonomy places the organism in Eukaryota, Metazoa, Chordata, Actinopteri, Syngnathiformes, Syngnathidae. Gene Ontology annotation, biological process: regulation of transcription by RNA polymerase II. The coding region runs from base 195 to 2294 and encodes 699 amino acids. The record is from RefSeq and is a predicted model, not a curated record. Gene Ontology annotation, molecular function: RNA polymerase II cis-regulatory region sequence-specific DNA binding; DNA-binding transcription factor activity, RNA polymerase II-specific.